AUGCAGCUACACAAGCUCAAGAUGAAUCCCGCCAAGUGCGUUUUUGGAGUUCAGGCUGGAGAUUUCCUGGGAUUCAUUGUCCAUCAAAGAGGCAUUGAGGUCCCUGAGGAUAAAGCAAACGCGGUCAUCAAUGCAUCUCCCCCGCGAACGAAGAAAGAGUUACAGCGACUACUGGGUAGGAUCAACUUUUUGCGACGAUUCAUUUCUAACUCUUCAAGCAAAAUCCAUCCGUUUUCCCCACUGUUGAACUUGCAAGGACAGAAUGAGUUUGUGUGGGAACCUAAACAUCAAGAGGCUUUCAACAAAAUCAAGGCCUAUCUGGCGAGCCCGCCAGUGCUUGUUCCUCCUAGAGCGGGAUUUCCAUUAAAGUUGUAUGUUUCAGCAGCUGAGGCUUCCAUUGACAGCCUCCUCGCUCAGGAUGAUGCAAAUGGUGUUGAACACGCCAUCUUUUACCUCAUCAAAUAUAUGCUGUUGCGACCUAUCUUGAGAGGCCGUAUUGGCAAGUGGGUGCUCGCAUUAUCAGAAUUCUCCCUACAGUAUGUGCCACAGAAAGCAGUAAAGGGGCAAGCCAUAGCAGACUUUCUGGCACAUCACCUUAUGCUGGAUGUCCCCGCGGUUAGAGAUUUAGAGGUCGCUGCCACAACUUUAGAUCGCCCGGAUUUAGCGUGCUUGCCAGAGUACGCCGCGCUUUAUCAAGCCACAAUCUCACUCCAGCCUUGGGUGUUAUAUUUUGACGGGUCAAGAACAGAUACGCUAGCAGGAGCAUGGAUUGUCUUGGAAAACCUGGCCGGCGAUCGAUUUUCCUACUCUUUCCAGUUGGAGUUCCAGUGUACCAAUAACCAAGUAGAGUAUGAGGGCCUCAUUAUAGGCCUAGAAGUACUACUGGAAAUGGAAAUCAGAGAUGUACAAAUACUUGGCGAUUCUCUCUUGGUUAUCAAUCAGUUGUGCAACGAGUUUAGAUGCAAUAGCUUCACGUUGGUUCCUUAUUGGAACAGGGCAUUAGACCUGUUGGACCAGUUUGAUAACAUACAUCUAGAGUACAUUCCUUGCGAGCGAAAUUUUGCAGUGAACGAGUUGGCCUAA
This is a messenger RNA of Rosa chinensis, 1083 nucleotides long. RefSeq lists its product as uncharacterized. Gene Ontology annotation, molecular function: nucleic acid binding; RNA-DNA hybrid ribonuclease activity. The record is from RefSeq and is a predicted model, not a curated record. NCBI's taxonomy places the organism in Eukaryota, Viridiplantae, Streptophyta, Magnoliopsida, Rosales, Rosaceae. The transcript has 2 exons. The coding region runs from base 1 to 1083 and encodes 360 amino acids.